AUAAAAACAAAAUAGCAAAGCAAGAUGGUCUGUAAUACCUUCACUUCAGUUGAAACCCUGAUCAGUCUGCAAUGGAGUUUUCAGAAGAAUGGAAAUCCCUAUUCCCAAUAUCUUCAGCAACUCAAUCCCCUCUUCUUCUUACUCACUCCGAUUCCAACUCCCUCGGCCCCCUUUUCUUCAAUCCAAACCCUAUUUCCCUUUCCCUUCUCUAUUCUUCAAACUCUCUCUUUCCCCCUCUUCAUCUCCCACCUCACCUCUUAACUAACCGCUUCCUUUCAACUUCCGACCCUUCCAUUCUCCCUUCCACCGCUUCCACCGUUGCCUCUCUCUUUCACUCUCCACAUCAAUACAACAACAACAACAACAACACCACCAACGUUUCUCACUUCCUUCACAACCGUAUUCAACUUAUUCAAUACCCCGAUUCCCCAAACACUCUCGUUUUCUUCCCAACCGGUUCUAAUGACGAAAAAAUCGGUUUUUUCAUGUUGGGUAUUAAGGAUUCUGUGUUGCUUACUCGUUUUGAUACCAAAGGUGAUAUUUUUAUUGCUUCUAGUGGUUCCAUGGACCGUAUUGUGAACUUUUCAGCUAACCCAGUUACUCAUUCUGAAAUGGAAGGAGGUGUUUAAGGAAACUGUUGUGCACGUUUGUUGGAGUCCUCAUAUUUUGGAAGAGAGUUUGGUUUUGUUAGAAAGUGGUUUGUUGUUUUUGUUUGAUUUGGAGUCUCAAGGUUCUAGUAAGAGUUUCAAAGGG
Messenger RNA from Cicer arietinum (chickpea), 753 nucleotides. The record is from RefSeq and is a predicted model, not a curated record. Lineage: Eukaryota; Viridiplantae; Streptophyta; Magnoliopsida; Fabales; Fabaceae.